Messenger RNA from Cuscuta europaea, 1070 nucleotides. NCBI's taxonomy places the organism in Eukaryota, Viridiplantae, Streptophyta, Magnoliopsida, Solanales, Convolvulaceae. The record is from the annotation of a GenBank genome assembly.
AUCUUAAUUAUAUUCUAAUCACUCGAUCGCAUUCAUUGCCACCAGCACAGUUAAGCAAAGCACCUGCGGCGGCGCUCGAUAUGAUGACCACCGCAACUCCUCCACAAUCUCCCGGCUUCGAAAAGGAGGAGCAAGAGCAAGUCCGGCCACUGGCCCCGGCCACCUCCGCACACAGCCACCGCAUGGAAGACGCAGAAAUCGGAGGGCCGGCGGCGAAGGAUCGGCGGUUACGGAAGUGUGUCAUGUGUGGCGGCUGUUGCUGCGCGACAACCUUAAUUAUAAUUCUCGUGGUCAUAAUAUUAGCUUUGACUGUUUUCCGGGUCAAAGAUCCCACGAUCAGGAUGGACUCCGUGAGAAUUGACGGCCUAAGUUCUCUUACGACUACCCAGAACAUCCUUAACCCUAACGUCAACUUGACGCUCUUUACCGGAAUCUCCGUCAAGAACCCGAACAGGGCGUCGUUCAGAUUCGACGAAGCGACGACGAGCUUGGUUUACGACGGGAGAGUGGUGGGGGAAGCUAAGAGUCCGCCGGGGAACGCUAGGGCGAGGCGGACGUUGACCAUGAACGUGACGGUCAACGUUAUGGUCCAAAAUUUGGUCAGCGCGUCACGUUUGCCGCGGGAUUUGCUGGCGGGAAAGAUGCCGGUUGCUUUGUCUACUACAAUUCAUGGGAAAGCAAAGGUUGUGAUCAUAAAGAAGAGCGUCACUGUGAGAAUGAACUGUACGAUGUCGUUUGACUUGUCGAGCCAAAAUAUUGAGAAUCUUGAUUGUAGCAAAAAGGUGUCACUUUAGAGCGGAUCCGAAACAUAAAAAAAUGUUACAAAAGCUAUAGAGUUACUCAAAGUUAUAAUGUACACCAAUAAUAUAUAGAUAACGUAGUAUUAAGUCAUAUAAGUUCCCUGGAUCCUAUAAUCUCUCACGAGCCUAGCUACAUAUAUCUUGUGAGCUAGAGAUAGCGGGAGGGCUUCCUUGAGUGAGCUGUGACCUUAUAAACUGGCUAUGACAUGAAAUUUUGUCAAUUGCAUGCUUUCAAUUUUACAAUGAAUUCUUAGAUUUACUAUUAUUGCU